Molecule: messenger RNA, 2052 nt
Organism: Arabis nemorensis
Lineage: Eukaryota; Viridiplantae; Streptophyta; Magnoliopsida; Brassicales; Brassicaceae
Source: the annotation of a GenBank genome assembly
AUGAUGCGUGAUUCAACGGAGCAGUUUUCGAGAAUCGAGACUACAUGUGGAUUGUUGCUUCGUCAAUUGCAGGAAAUAUGGAAUGAAAUGGGAGAAACUGAUGAUGAAAAAGAUGCUGCUUUGGCUGAUAUUGAGAAAGAGUGUCUUUCGGUUUAUAAGCGAAAAGUCGAGGAGGCUAGUAAGUGUAAAGCGAAUUUGCUUAAAGAAAUCGCUAUUGGAAGAGCGGAGAUUGCAGCAAUUGGUUCUUCUAUGGGUGGACAAGAGAUUCAUUCUAACAACAGGGUUGGAGAGAACUUGAAGGAAGAGCUUGAGAAUGUUAAUGUGCAAUUAGAGGGAUUACGCAAAAAGAAAACUGAGCGAAUGAAUCGGUUUAAGGAAGUUAUUGAUCAGUUACUCAAGUUGUCAGUUCAACUUGGAAUUUCGACUGAUUAUUUGAAGAAGUUUGCUUCAGAAGAGACCGAUCUUUCGCUUCAGAAGUUGGAGGAAUUGCGCAGGCAAUUGGCUGAACUCCAGAAUGAAAAGAGCAAAAGAUUGGAAAAGGUAGAGCAUUUGCUGGAAAUGCUGAACUCGUUGUGCUCGGUGCUUGGUGAAGACUUCAAGGACAUGAUAAGAGGGAUACAUCCAUCUCUGGUUGAUUCCAACAACAGAGAUGUGAGCAGAAGUACUCUUGAUAAGUUGGAUAUGAUGAUUGAGAAUUUACGAAAGGUCAAGUUACAGCGAAUGCAGAAGGUUCAAGAUCUUGCAGUCUCACUGUUGGAGCUCUGGAAUCUGCUGGACACGCCUGAGGAAGAGCAAAAGCUAUUUCACAGUGUCACUUGCAGCAUCGCUUUGUCUGAGUCUGAACUUACUGAGGCCAACAUACUUUCUGUUGCCUCCAUGAAACGCGUUGAGGAUGAAGUCAUUAGGCUUAGCAAGCUCAAAAUAACCAAGAUCAAAGAGGUGAUACUUAGAAAGAAGCUCGAGCUUGAGGAGAUAUCAAGGAAGAUGCAUAUGGCCACCGAGGUUCUCAAAUCAGAAAACUUUUCGAUUGAAGCAAUAGAAUCUGGUGUCAAGGAUCCUGAGCUGUUGUUAGAGCAAAUUGAUUCCGAGAUUGCAAAGGUCAAAGAGGAAGCUUCAAGCAGGAAAGAGAUUCUGGAAAAGGUGGAGAAAUGGAUGUCAGCAUGUGAAGAAGAGUCUUGGCUCGAAGAAUACAAUCGGGAUGAUAAUAGGUACAAUGCUGGAAGAGGAGCUCAUCUUACAUUAAAGCGUGCGGAAAAAGCUCGUAUCCUUGUCAAUAAACUUCCUGGUAUGGUGGAGGCUUUGACAGCUAAAGUCAUUGCUUGGGAGGACGAAAGAGGCAAUGAAUUCUUAUACGAUGGUGUCCGAGUUUUAACGAUGCUUGAGCAGUACAAGACUCUAUGGGAAGAGAAAGAGCUUGAAAAACAAAGACAGAGAGAUCGGAAGAAACUACAUGGACAACUCAUAACAGAGCAAGAAGCUCUUUACGGGUCAAAACCAAGCCCAACUAAAAGCGGAAAGAAACCACUGAGAACUCCAGUAAACGCUGCCAUGACCAGAAAACUCUCCCUUGGUGGUGCCAUGCUUCAAAGCUUGAAGCCUGAGAAGGCAACACUCGGUGGGAAAAGGACCAACUUCUAUGACCAGAACGCUACUAGUAGAAGAGAUUCCACUAUUCCAACUCCUUCAGGUAGAAGAAACUCAGAGCUUCCUGGUCGUCUCAGAUCAAAGAACGUUUCUGCUGCAGGAAAAGCCUUGACGAAGAAAGGAAUAUCUCCAAUGCUUAGGAAGCCUCUUUCGCCUGUUACUUCUAAUAUCUUGAAUUCCCCUGAAGAUCACAAGGAUGCUUACGCAACAAAGUUAGAGGAGAGAAUCAUGACACCUAAAGCCAACGAAGAGAACAGAAAAACCGAGGUUCCGGUCUCUGUACCUACGACUCCUGCAGCUUCAGUCGCUAUGACGGAGGUGACAACGCCGUUUACUCCUGCAGUGGAGAAGAGAAUGGAUGAAGAAGUUGAGUAUUCGUUUGAAGAGAUUAGGGCCGGCUUUCGUUAA